GUUUACUCCCAACGCAUACACUAUUGCUGGCGGUCAUCAUGACAGGCUCAAUCAUGGGAUCAAUCCUUGAGAUUGCAUUUACCAUUUUGCAACAGCUAGUACUACUACCUUUGACCCUGCUUUCAUUCUUCACCAAUCAAAACAGCAAGAAUGAAGAAAGUUAUUCUUCUUUCGAUCAUUUAGCCCUAAACGUAAAACGUCCACAAACAGAAUGGUUGAACAUGGGAGAUUGGACAGACGUUCAAGAUGAUUUACCGAUGGCAUGCAGACAAUUAUGUGAAAGGCUAUACUCAGAAGCGGACAUUCGACCUGGAGCAAAGAUUCUUGAUGUCGGACAUGGUUGUGGUGAUUCGUUGUUGUUGUUGAUGCAAAGGUAUAGACCAAGAAUUUUACAUGGCGUCACGUCUUUACCUUCUCAUGCACAAAGAGCCAGGAAAAGAGUGCAAGAUGCACAGCGAUCAACAAACGGCAAAGCUCAAGAGAUGGAAGUGGAAGUGCAUUGUGAUGAUGCUGUAGCACAUGUAGAAAGAUUGGCAGAAUUAGCACAAAAGAAGCAAACCAAUGGCAAAACUAGCUCUCGCUUACAACCUCUUGAUGGAACAGAAGGAGAAGAAAAAUAUGAUUUCAUCUUUGCACUCGAUUGUGCUUAUCACUUCAAAACCCGUCAAAGGUUCAUCAAUGCUUGUCAUUCUCUCUUGAAGCCUGGAGGCACGUUAGCUCUUGUGGAUCUGAUCGCUACGCACCCAUACCCUCUCUUGUCACCGCAAUCGUACAAUAAAACCACAAGUGAAGCCCGAUUUAGUCCAAGUCCAUCAAUCAAACCACCAAAAGUCACAAAACCAUCUCUUUUGGAUUCCAUAAAGCAUUCUUUCGUUCUACGCAUGGUCAAAGUACCUUCCGUUAACCUCAUUUCGGCAAAUACUUAUCUUGCCCAAUUGGAUCAAGCCAAAUACGAUGAUGUUCUCAUUCAAGAUAUUUCACAUGCCAUGUUCCCAAACUUUGCCAGAUUUCUCAAACGUCUAGGACAAGGUGAAGAACAGGCAUGGCGUGGUGGCGGUAACUUACAAUUAACCGCUUUGCGUGCUUUCGGUCAUGUUGUCGAGGGUUGGGCAGAAGGUGGAGAUCAUGGAAUGGUACGAAGUGUGAUUGUUGUAGCAAAGAAGGAGUAAAGCUGAUGUGAUAUAUUGAAUACAAUCUACUGUACAAUACAAAGUCAUUAAAAAAGUCGUCA
Molecule: messenger RNA, 1231 nt
Organism: Meira miltonrushii
Lineage: Eukaryota; Fungi; Basidiomycota; Exobasidiomycetes; Exobasidiales; Brachybasidiaceae
Product: S-adenosyl-L-methionine-dependent methyltransferase
Exons: 1
Coding region: 39-1169 (376 amino acids)
Source: RefSeq, a predicted model, not a curated record